This is a messenger RNA of Acanthamoeba castellanii str. Neff, 1794 nucleotides long. Its product is annotated as protein kinase. The transcript has 11 exons. Gene Ontology annotation, cellular component: spindle; kinetochore; nucleus. Gene Ontology annotation, molecular function: ATP binding; protein serine/threonine/tyrosine kinase activity; protein serine/threonine kinase activity. Bases 1 to 1794 code for a protein of 597 amino acids. The record is from RefSeq and is a predicted model, not a curated record. Gene Ontology annotation, biological process: protein localization to kinetochore; meiotic spindle assembly checkpoint signaling; mitotic spindle assembly checkpoint signaling. NCBI's taxonomy places the organism in Eukaryota, Discosea, Longamoebia, Acanthamoebidae.
AUGGCAGACAAGGAGAAUGUGCACGUGAAUAUGUGGCACACGCAGGACAACCAUUCGACCAACGUCACCCCAAGCAAUCAAACCUCGGAGCUCCUUCAGGAGAAGAUGAGGGAUCUGCGAGAGAAACUCGAGAAAUUGAAGAGCAAGGGCAAGUCGGGGACCGAUGGCGUCGAUAGCGGCGCAGCCCCGUCUUCUCCCGCAACAGCUGAAGAGAAGCAGGACAAAGCCCCUCAACUAGCGGCAACAAAGAGCAGCAAGCCUCGGCUCAAGCUUCCCACACCGUUGUCGAACGGUAGCGUCGCUGCACGGAAGAAGCCUCGCUUGCCUGGACCUGGUUCGUUGCUCUCGAAGCCCGCCCAGAGAGUGACUAUCGAGGAGGCUCAGGCCCAGCUUGAAGAGCCGCCCGUAGUAGAAGCGCCGCCGGCCGACGUAUUCCGUACUCCGGCCAGCGUGCCCAAGCCCGACACGCCGACCGCAAGAAGCGAGGUCGUCGAGGUGGAGAUUAGCGACUCGAGGAGAGAAGCCCGUAGUGAGGUAUCAUCGGACGCAAUAGCACAGAGAAGAGAAGCGAGGAGGUCACGAGAAGUGAAGGCGCGGCAGACAGAAGAGAAGAAGCAAGUGGACACCGACAGCGGAAAGCGAAAAGAGCAAUCGGAGGCAUAUCCGCCCAUCGAGAUCGUCAACAUCACCGCCGAUAAGGCCAACUUUCGGCCCCUUACAACCGGAAACACCUCCACCUCCGACGCUUCUACCACAGGGAACACCGAGGAGUCGAGCUAUCGAUCCUCUACCUCGAGGCGAACGUCCGAUCGGGACAACACGGCCCCCGAGACCCAGAAGCACACUGAACGAGAGGCCGCCGGAGAGCGAACGAGGGAGCAGGAUCGGGCCAACACCAGCGUGGACCAGGGACAUGACUUGCAAGCGCAGGAGAAGGCGGCGUUGGCGCUCGCCUGCCAGCGAGGUGCCCUGGAGUUCCUGCACGGCUUUGCCUCUGGCGGCACAUCCUUCCUCACGGUUAACGGACGAAGAUACAUGAAGCUCGAUCAGAUUGGAAGGGGAGGCAGUUCUAAGGUCUAUCGAGUCGUGUCGCCCAACUGGACCACAUACGCGCUUAACUACCUCAACGAGAUCGAUCUGCUUAAGAAGCUCAGCCACCACGACAACAUCAUUCGCCUUGUCGAUUCCGAAGUCAGAACUGGCGGCAUCUUUCUUCUCCUCGAGUUUGCCGAGCUGGACCUCGACAGGAUGUUGCGAGCCCAACAGCAGAGGAACAGAACCAUUCUCGCAGAGGUGCGCUUGUUCUGGCAGCAGAUGUUGGAGGCUGUGCACACCAUCCACGAGGAGCGAGUGGUACACGGCGAUCUCAAGCCGGCCAAUUUUGUCUGCAUCCAAGGCCGCUUGAAGCUGAUCGACUUUGGCAUCGCGAAGGCCAUUUCCAACGACACCACCAACAUCGUUCGAGACAAUCAGAUCGGAACUCUCAACUACAUCUCGCCCGAGGCGCUCAUCGACACAUCGCCAGGCCAAAACACAAAGUUCAAGCUCGGCCGUCCGUCGGACAUCUGGUCGCUCGGUUGUAUUCUGUAUCAAAUGGUCUACGGCCGGUCUCCCUUCGCCAUACUCGACAACAUGAUUCGCAAGCUGCAGGCCAUCUCGAACCCCAAGUACAAGAUCGACUAUCCGCCAAUCAACAACCCGCCACUAUUGGAGACGAUGAAGCUCUGCCUCCAGUUUGAUCCUCGGCAGCGACCAUCCAUUCCCGAUCUCCUCAAGCACCCGUUCCUUCAGUAG